UGUUGUGUUCGCCGCGUAAAGAUAUUCCGCGUAACAUUUCCCGACCAGCGAGAUUCAUCACUCUGCUGCAAAGCCCUACUAUCAAAUGGAACGCUUUGUCAGUAUCUCCUUGAUCUUAAUUAACUGUUGCUGCUUGAUUGCGCCAUGCCAAGCGGUAUUAUUAAUUCAGCUGCGACCAAUGGUGAACAUCCCCAAACUUGGUCUACUCCUCGGAUCACAGACAAAAUCGUCAGCUGGUAAGGGAAUUUACGCUUUCAGAGGCAUUCCUUAUGCCCAGUCGCCGGUCGGAGAGCUGCGUUUCAAGGUUACGUCAACUGAUGUUGUUUCUUUGCCGGUCAUGGUGUGGAUUCACGGAGGAGGUUUUACAGUAGGCAAUGGAAAUUCCGGAUCUGUCUCGGAUUUAUAUGGUCCUGGCUACAUACUCAAUCGUGAUGUCGUCUUGGUCACCCUCAAUUACCGUUUAGGGGCUUUUGGUUUCUUGAGCACAGAAGAUACUGAAGCCCCAGGGAACUAUGGACUUCUCGACCAGUCCUUAGCUCUGAGGUGGGUGAGAGAUAACAUCCGUUAUUUUGGUGGUAAUCCUGAUUCGGUUACUAUUUUUGGGCAAAGCGCCGGUGGCGCCAGUGUAGAGUUCCAAAUGCUCUCACCCCAUUCUAAAGGGUUGUUCCAUAGAGCAAUAGCCCAAUCCGGGUCCACCAGAUGCCCAUGGGCGCUGCAGAAAACUGUGGGAGAAUACACCCACAGCCUGGCAAGCAAUUUGAAUUGCCCAACUUCAGACUCUCGGCAAUUGCUUCAAUGUCUAAGAAGGAGAAGUGCCAGACAAAUUACAAUGGAUAGGAAGAAAUACGCUUUAUGUUUGUGGCCGGUUGCAUUUGGACCACGAGUCGAUAAGGAACGGACCUCUCCGUUUCUUCCUGAUGACCCGGAGAAACUCAUAACUCUUGGACAAUUCAACAAUGUGCCGUUAAUCGCUGGACUAACUGAAAGCGAAGGAGGAUUAUUUGGUGCAACAUUGGCAUCAUUCCCUGGAUUCAAUCUGAAGGCGUAUAAAACAGAUCAGAUCAAAAGUAUUCGUUACACCUUGGGCAUGGAGAAAUGCGAGGACGGAUAUGAAAUAGCACAGAAAGCAUAUCAUGAGUAUUUUAUCAGCAACAAUAAGAGAAGUUGCAAAAUUCCUACCCAGUAUGCAGAGUUAACGUCGGAUUUUGGUUUCUUCAAACCCGUCGACGAAUCUGUGAAAUUAUGGAGCAAAUACAGUGCCCAUCCAAUCUACUACUAUCGCUACGGAUAUCGACACAAACUAGGCUUAGCUAAUUUGUUGGAAUUGCCUUUUAAGAUCGACUUUGGUGUUGUUCAUACCGAUGAAUUAUUGCUGGUGUUUACAAGCAUAGGAUCGCCCUUAGCAAAGCAUCCGCGCGACAUCAAAGUGUCCAUCAUGUUGGUGGAUCUGUGGACGUCAUUCGCAACCGAUGGAGUACCGAAGAGCAAUCUCGUUCCGGGCAAUUGGCUCCCGACCACGGAAAAACAGACCCGCUAUCUCCAAAUCAACGCCCAAAGUCCUAAACUAGUUAAUGAUUCGAUGCCCUUUGAAUCGCAACUCGCCUUCUGGUAUGAUUUAUUAGAUUCGUAAUCUUUGCAUAGGCUACUAAAAGAGGAUUGCACGUACCCUUAAACCACCUUAAACGAGGGGAGAGAUAUAAUUGUUAUGUUAGUUUUA
Messenger RNA from Daphnia pulicaria, 1717 nucleotides. RefSeq names its product venom carboxylesterase-6-like. Gene Ontology annotation, molecular function: hydrolase activity. Lineage: Eukaryota; Metazoa; Arthropoda; Branchiopoda; Diplostraca; Daphniidae. The coding region runs from base 86 to 1630 and encodes 514 amino acids. The record is from RefSeq and is a predicted model, not a curated record. The transcript has 10 exons.